Molecule: messenger RNA, 1633 nt
Organism: Cryptotermes secundus
Lineage: Eukaryota; Metazoa; Arthropoda; Insecta; Blattodea; Kalotermitidae
Gene: Atg14
Product: beclin 1-associated autophagy-related key regulator
Exons: 10
Coding region: 3-1427 (474 amino acids)
Biological process (GO): cellular response to starvation; mitophagy; autophagosome assembly
Cellular component (GO): phosphatidylinositol 3-kinase complex, class III; mitochondria-associated endoplasmic reticulum membrane contact site; extrinsic component of phagophore assembly site membrane
Source: RefSeq, a predicted model, not a curated record
CAAUGGCGUCCACUGGUUCAGCGUGUAGUGGUGAUGCUCCUCGUGAUUUUCAUUUAUCACCUUCAAUAGAAGAUAGUGGCAGUAGAUUCAGUACUUCCGUCGAAAAGUGUCCUUUGUGCAGUUAUAACAGAGGGACAUUCUACUGCAAGCAGUGCAUUCAGGAAGGAAGUUUCAUUCAUUCUAAUAACCAUUACGCUGAGAGGUUUGCUGAGAAGCAAGUGCAACUCUUGAGGUUGUGUAAUGAUAAGCAGCAGCUGCGGGAGCUCUGUAACAUCUUCCUUCAGAGAAAUCUGCACUCAGAUCAGUUGCGGACAGAAAUUGAUGCUUGUCAUGAACGAAUAGCACUGCUACGAAUACUGAUACAAGAAAAGAGGAAAAGUCUUGAAGAAGAUAAACCAAAAAUUGCAAAUAUGGUUAAACAAAGCCAGGAGCGAAUGGCAAGACUUCCACUAUGUGAAGCACAUGUGACUAAAAUGGAACGACGUACAAAUCAGAUGGGAAUGAAUGCAACAGAACAUGCUCUCACCCUGCAGAAAGAGCAGCAACAACUAAAGGACAUGGUCCGAGCCAGUAUACAGCAACUUGUCCAGUACAUCUUCCCCAUCAUACCAGUGCAGCCAGUACCCAGUGACGAAGACUGUGAAGUGCCAAGGGAUACUGUUACCGCUCUCGCAGAUGCAACCCGCACAGCCUAUAUCCGUGGUCGUUGGGUAUUGACUGAUAGUUCCGGCCAGCUGCAGCACUGUAUUGUGGCACCCACAUUACCUGAUUCAGGAGACUACUGUGCCUAUAACACGUGGGUGGCAUCCAACAAGGAUGGAGUUCCUGGAGGAAGUAGUGAAGCCACGGAUCACAACGCAGCAUACAGUAUUAGUGCUGCCUUAACUUACACCACUCAGCUUGUCAAUGUGCUGGCAUUCUACUUAGAUGUUCAGCUGCCAAACAAACUGUGUUACAGUGAUUUCUGUGGCCACGAAAUGAGUGAUACACAGUUUGCUCAUAGAGUUGCUAAGCUCAAUUCCAAUGUCCUGCAUCUUUGCUACACCCAGAAUGUUAAUCCUGCAUUGCUGCAACCAGCACGCACGUUGCACAAUAUCCUCCUCUUGCUCAACACUGAAGUCAGUGACCUUGGAAGAUUAGGUCCAAUGGAAGUGGAUCCAGUUUUGGCAAAAUGUUUAGAGGAUCAGUUAGCACAUGACUUGGACCUGGGAGAAAAUUCUGGCUCAGAAGAUGAAAGUGACACUUUGCCCUGGGAAUGGGAAGCUGUUCCUCAUAUGUUGUGCCCAGAGAGUGUUCCUGGACCAAGCCAAAUGUCCCAGCAGAACUUCACAAGCACACAGCAGGCAACAAGUAUGGCAGGGGGAUUAGUCACCAGUGCUGCAGCCAGCAUUGCUUCAUUAUGGAGGGGUUGGACUGGGACAAAGUAAUGUUUUCCAAAUGGGAUGCUGAAGAAGAACCAAUCUGUUGCAAUGUUGGAAGAGCCUUUAUACUUUCCUCAGUAUGGUAAAUAAUCUAUAAAUUACAAGAGAACACUCCAGCAUUGACUAACAUUUGGUUAUAAUUGUAUACCCUAUCAUGUUUGUUGUUUUAAUUUGUGCCUUGGCCAAAUUAAAUUGCACAAUCAGACAGAUUA